ACUUGCGCCAGUCGGCAUUUGACGUUUGAAAAUCAGCUGUUACCUUAACCUCUUGUUUUUUCAUGCAUUCGGACUGAUUAUAUGUGCAGUUUUUUUUGAAAUAUUAAAAUUAAUAAAACUUAAAUGAAAUUGUAAUUAGUUUUCAAGAAGAAAUGCUGAUUUUACGCCAAAGCAAUAAAUUGCGUGCAUGCAUAAAUGCAUCAAAUAAUAGAUGCCUUGCUACGAAGGUGCAGCCAGCUGCACAGACCAAUAACAAUUCCGAAUAUACCGAUGAACCACAAUAUCCAGAAAUACAAGAUGUUUCGUUUAAAGCACGUAAAGUUAGAGAAAAAGAAGAUUGGUAUAAAGAGAUUGAAGAGGUACCAACUGUGGAAGAAAAGUUAAUUAAAAUAAAUAUGCCUCGUUACUAUGGCUAUAAGGUUUUUAAAUUAACUGAUGAAAAACUUCCAUAUAAUUGCUUACCCGCUAUACAACAUUAUACGAGAACUAUUUUUGAAAAUGCCGACGAAAAUAUUGCACCGGAAGCACUGCAGAAAAUCAAUAUAUUUGUAGAAGCUGCUAAGAGUGAUGUUCAAGAUGCGCUAGAAUUUGCCCAUGAGUAUUACAAGCAUAAAUAUCCUAAUACUUCUGACAUAGAUCCACAGGUGAUGGAACGUACUUUUACGCAGCUCAUCGUAGAACAAAUUAAUAGAGUACUUAUAAAUACGCUUGCAGCAGAUAUAUCUUAUUUAAAUGAAGUUGAUGUCGAUUAUAAUCCAAGACACGAAGCCUUUUGGUUUGUUGGUGGCAUAGAUCCUCCAAAGAAUGUAGUUAAAAGUAAAAAAGGUCACUCUUGGCAAAAGGAAAUGGCAAAUGAUUCCGUUGAUCGUCCCAUUCAGUACAAUGGUACACCAUAUCUGGCGCUAAGACAUAAAUAUCAAUUGCCUACAUUUAAAAGUGAUAUUGAUUCUGAAAAUAUGGAAUUAGCUAAAACAAUACCACGUUUUAAUUAUGAUCCACGCACCUUAGGUUUUGUGCCUGCCUAUCAACAUGGUACAAAUGUGCCAGGAUUUUGGCCUGGUGCUCGUAAUGGUUUUGGUUGUAUAUCUUAUCAGUCACGUGCGGUUAUGAACAUAAGACCGGCAUCUUUCGGCGAAGUGGAUUUCAAGGAAGCAUUGCAUGCACAUGGUAUUCAAACGAGUUAUGCUUGGCUACUAGCACAAGCUAAUUAUAAUGGCUUUAAUACAUUCAGUGAACUAACCUAUCCCAUGAAUACGCAAACAAUUGUAACAAAUGGAAAAGAUUGGUCCUUCUAUGAAUAUCAAUUGAAUACAUUAUUAGUACAUUCUCGACACAUUGAUGAUAAUCCGCGAGUUAACUUUUGUCGCGGCACUAAGGAGUAUCAACUUUAUCAAGAAUUUAAUGACGCUGGGAAGUGUAUUGGUUUUAAUGAUCAAGUUUUGCAACGCUUAGUGCAAUUUUAUAUUAACGUACCUACAAUACAGCGAAACAGUGCAGAGCUACAACCUUAUUUGGAUACUGAAGUUAAACAUGUUGCUGAUCACAAGAAUGUGGAUAAACGUGAAUUUCUGGAAAAAACGUUCAAGCAUAUGACAUCGAAUCGACCGCGUCAUUUGGCUGUGCCAGAAAUUUAUUUAUGGGAAAAAAUAUAUAAAAUUGAUCAUAAUACUCGACCCAUUGAUCCUAAAAGACGCUACUUUGAAGUUGGUGUAAAUCCAUGGAAGCGUACAAUGGAUCAACAUCAAAAAGAAUACAUACCACGUGCUUGUCGUCCAGAAGGUCCAAAAAGUAAAAAGAAGUUCAAACCAACUUAUUAUCCUUAGGUUAGUUAAUUGUCACUUUAUUUGCUGUUGGAAAUAUUUUAAUAUAUACAAAAUAAAGUGUAAGGCGAUAAGCAAUUUGUUUUGU
Teleopsis dalmanni is the source of this 1908-nucleotide messenger RNA. Its product is annotated as 28S ribosomal protein S30, mitochondrial-like. Gene Ontology annotation, biological process: translation. The coding region runs from base 153 to 1823 and encodes 556 amino acids. The transcript is spliced from 3 exons. Gene Ontology annotation, molecular function: structural constituent of ribosome. Gene Ontology annotation, cellular component: ribosome; mitochondrial large ribosomal subunit; mitochondrion. NCBI's taxonomy places the organism in Eukaryota, Metazoa, Arthropoda, Insecta, Diptera, Diopsidae. The record is from RefSeq and is a predicted model, not a curated record.